AUGGUACUGCAGGCGGCGCUUCAUCACCGCAUCCCUCUCGUACUGCGGAGAACAGGCAGGGAGCAGCGGGCAGGCAGGAGGACGUAUGUCAAGCUGCAAAGAAAAAUUGAAGGAAACGCUUAUUUCUAGUUCGACACCUCCUUUUUAUUCUUUCGCUGUGACACACCACUCGUAAUUGGUCCGGCAAGAUGGGCAAUCGGGGAAUGGAGGACCUGAUUCCUCUGGUAAAUAGAAUGCAGGAUGCCUUCUCCGCCAUCGGACAAAAUGCCAACCUGGACCUGCCUCAGAUCGCCGUGGUCGGUGGGCAAAGUGCCGGUAAAAGCUCUGUUUUGGAGAACUUUGUGGGGAAGGACUUUCUGCCCCGUGGCUCUGGUAUUGUCACUCGGCGCCCCCUGGUGCUGCAGCUCAUCAACUCCCCUACUGAAUAUGCAGAGUUUUUGCAUUGCAAGGGGAAGAAGUUUACUGAUUUUGAUGAGGUACGUCAGGAAAUUGAGGCGGAGACAGAUCGCAUCACCGGGCAGAACAAAGGCAUCUCGCCAGUCCCGAUCAAUCUGCGAGUCUACUCACCUAAUGUCCUGAAUCUUACCCUCGUGGAUCUGCCUGGUAUGACCAAAGUGCCCGUCGGUGACCAGCCGGCUGAUAUAGAGUCCCAGAUCAGAGAUAUGCUGAUGCAGUUUGUGACGAAGGAGAAUUGCCUGCUGCUGGCCGUGUCUCCUGCCAACUCUGACCUGGCCAACUCGGAUGCCCUCAAGAUUGCCAAAGAGGUGGACCCUCAGGGCUUGAGAACUAUAGGAGUGAUCACUAAAUUGGAUCUGAUGGACGAAGGAACUGACGCACGUGACAUCCUGGAGAACAAACUGCUUCCCUUACGUAGAGGUUACAUCGGAGUGGUUAAUCGCAGUCAGAAGGACAUUGAUGGCAAGAAGGACAUCACUGCUGCUAUGGCGGCAGAGAGGAAGUUCUUCCUCACCCACCCAGCAUAUCGACACCUGGCUGAUCGCAUGGGCACUCCAUACCUGCAGAAGGUUCUCAAUCAGCAACUGACUAACCACAUCCGAGACACUCUACCCGGACUGAGGAACAAACUGCAGAGUCAGUUGCUGUCCAUUGAGAAAGAAGUGGAAGAAUACAAACACUUCCGACCGGACGAUCCAUCUCGCAAAACCAAGGCUCUGCUACAGAUGGUGCAGCAGUUUGCUGUGGAUUUCGAAAAGUGCAUCGAGGGUUCGGGAGACCAAGUGGACACAGUGGAGCUUUCGGGGGGUGCUAGAAUCAAUCGCAUCUUCCAUGAGCGCUUCCCCUUUGACCUGGUUAAGAUGGAGUUCGAUGAGAAAGAGUUGCGUAAGGAGAUUAGUUACGCCAUCAAAAACAUCCAUGGUAUCAGGACUGGUCUGUUCACUCCGGACAUGGCUUUCGAGACUAUCGUAAAACGGCAAAUUGGCAAAAUCAAAGAGCCUUGUCAGAAGUGCGUGGACCUGGUCAUCACCGAGCUGGUUAAUACGGUCAGGCAGUGCACCAGGAAGCUGGCUCAGUACCCCAUGCUUAGAGAGGAAAUGGAGAGGAUUGUCACCCAGCACAUCCGCGAUCGAGAGAGCCGAACUAAAGAUCAGGUCAUGUUGCUAAUUGACAUCGAGUUGGCAUACGUUAACACCAAUCAUGAGGAUUUCAUCGGCUUUGCAAAUGCCCAGCAGAGAAGCAGUCAGAUGAAUAAGAAGAAAGCUGCUGGCAAUCAGGAUGAGAUAAUGGUGAUCAGGAAGGGCUGGCUGACCAUCAAUAACAUCGGUAUCAUGAAAGGAGGAGCGAAGGAAUAUUGGUUUGUCCUGACCGCUGAGAAUCUGUCCUGGUACAAAGACGAUGAGGAGAAAGAAAAGAAAUACAUGCUGCCAUUGGACAAUCUGAAACUGAGGGACAUUGAGAAGAGCUUCAUGUCAAGCAAGCACGUGUUUGCUCUCUUUAACACUGAACAGAGGAACGUGUAUAAAGACUACAGACAGCUGGAGUUGGCCAGUGACACUCAGGAGGAGGUGGACAGCUGGAAAGCAUCUUUCCUCCGUGCUGGUGUUUACCCAGAGCGCAUCAUUGAUAAAGAAAAGAGUGACAGCAGUGAGGAGAACAGCUCGGAUGGCUUCAUGCACUCCAUGGAUCCUCAGCUCGAGAGGCAGGUGGAGACCAUCAGGAACCUUGUGGAUUCUUACAUGGCCAUCGUCAACAAGACCGUGCGGGACCUCAUGCCAAAGACCAUCAUGCAUCUUAUGAUCAACAAUACUAAGGAGUUUAUCCAUGCUGAGUUACUGGCUAACCUGUACUCGUGUGGAGAUCAGAACACACUGAUGGAGGAGUCAGCUGAACAGGCUCAGCACAGGGAGGAGAUGCUGCGCAUGUAUCACGCUCUCAGAGAGGCGCUCAACAUCAUUGGUGACAUCAGCACCACUACCAUCUCCACCGCCAUGCCUCCACCAGUCGAUGACUCUUGGCUGCAGGUACAAGGAGGACCGUCAGGACGCAGAUCUCCAAUGUCAAGUCCCACUCCCCAGCGCCGGGCCCCACCCGGGCCGCCUCGUCCUGGCGGUCGUGCGGCCCCAGGCCCCCCUACUGCUGGAGCACCACCAGUACCAUCCAGACCUGGAGCCUCCCCUGACCCCUUCGGCGGCCCCCCGCCCCAGGUGCCCUCGCGUCCUAACCGUGCCCCACCAGGUGUACCCAGAAUUUCUAUCAGUGACCAAUGAGGAUUUACGCAAAUGUCGGAGAGCUCCAGCCUCCCCAACCAGAUCCAACAGAGACUCAUUCACUGAGCGUUGACACUGGAGAUCAGCGGGGCAGAGACAACCACUGCCCUCUACUGACACAAACACACACACACUACAAACACUACACAAAAUGUCCAUAUACAUUAUCACGUUUACUUGAAAGUGUAUGUUUCUUUUCCUCAAAUAUAUUGUACAUGAAGAAUGGACAUCAGAUACAUCUUUAUUUUAAAUAACAGAAAUAUAAUCAAUUGACCUAAAUACUCUCAGAUAUGGUGCCACUGUAUUUAUUUUACCAGCGUAAAUGCUUCGUAUUUUAGAAUGAAGAACAUUAUAAAAUGCACAGGGAUUGUCGAUGUAAACCAGCCUAUUUUCACUGUUCGCUUCAACAUGUAUGCACAUAUAUGCUAGAUGAUGACAUUGGCCUUUACUACUGUACAUCUAAGCCUUAACCGCCAUUGGAUGGUUCAUUAGUUCUUCUUAAUAAGUGACCUGCAUGUAUUUAUUAUACAAAAGAUAUUGUAGAUACACUCUUAAAAAACGGUGCUUAAAAGGUUCUUCACAACGUUGCCAUAGAAGAACAUUUUGGUUCUUCAAAGAAGCAAUUAUAAUGAAAUUUCUAAAACUAUUUAGACAGAAAGGUUCUUCUUGAAGCACCUUUAUUUUUAAGAGUGUAGUGAAUAGACAUUCAUUUACACUUACUUUAAAGGGAUAGUUCACCCAAAAAUAAACAUUUAGUCAUUUUCUCAUCCUCAUGUUGUUCCUGGAUGAGUUUCUUUUUUCUGGUACACAAAAAGAAGAUAUUUUGAUGAAUGAUGGUAAGCACACAGCUGAUGGUAACCAUUGACUUCCAUAGUAGGAAAAACAAAUACUAUAAAAUUCAAAUGGUACCGUCAACUGUGUGCUUUCCAUCAUUUAUCAUAAUAUCUUUUUUCAUUAUUUAUCACAAUACUUCCAUAAUAUUUGUUUUCUUACUAUAGAAGUCAAUGGUUAUGGGAGUCGUGUGCUUACCAUCAUUUAUUAAAAUAUAUUCUUUUGUGUUUAUCUAAAUAAAAAACAUGAAUUUUCAUUUUUGGGUGAACUAUCCCUUUAAAUCCUGUUUUGUUCACACACCUUACAUUGCUUUGUUGGACUGCCCUUUGAUCUUUAUAUUGCACUAUAUGGUUUAAACUCUUUGUGGAGCAUGACUUGAUCUAGAAGAAAUAAUAUUGCCACUAUUUACUCACCCAUGUGUUAUUUUAAACCGAUAUGAGCUUUUUUACAUGGAACAAGAAGGUGAAUUUUUAAAGAAUAUCCUGACCAUUGCUUUCCAUAAUAAUGAAUUCAAGCUAUUGUAUGACUCAUGAAGACCUUGAAUAUAAUGCGGUAUAGUGUGGAUACAUUUUAAGUCUUGUACGUUCUUAAAUGCUGGGUUAUUUUCAACCCAACGUUGGGUCAAAAUGGGACAAACACAGAAAAUGGGUUUGACCCAACAGUGGGUUAAAACAAACUAGCAUUUUGGGUUAAAACAGCCAGCAGUUAACGGAGUAGUCCACUUUAAAGAUGGGGUCCAUUGACUUUUCAUAGUAAAAAAAAUACAAUGGUAAGUCAAUGGGCCCCAUGUUUAAAGUGGACUACUUUAAAAAUAACCCAGCAUUUGUACUUUUUAUUAAUUUUUCCUUAUAUGGUUAAAAAGUGGCUGGGAUAUUGUUUAACAAUAUCAGCUUUUGUGUUCAGCGGAAAAAAAUAACAUCAUACGUGUUACGUGUACAUAAUGUAAAUUUUUAUUUUGUAUUAAUUGAACCUAAUUAUUGUACCUAAUAAAAAUGCUGGGAUAUUAUCAACCAAGCAUUAGUUCAAAAUGGCACAACCCAAGCUGAUGGGUUAAAUGAAAAUAUUUAUAUUUAACCCAACAAUGGGAUGAAACAACCCAGCAUACAUUAAAUUACAACCCAGCGGGUUGGGUUCAUCUUUUAUAGACCCAGCGCUGGGUUAAAAAAUAACCCAGCAUUUUUUAGAGUGUACUUAUAUUUUGUUGAUUUAUUUCUUAGUAAUUUAAUAAUUUAGUUAAUAACCAACAAGACAAAAUUACAAAUCUGAUAUAUAUUUUAACACUGUAUUUAAAUUUUUGAUCGGGCCUUGAGUACACUCUAAAAAUGCUGGGUUCUUUUCAAACCAGCCUUGGGUCUGAAGGGGACAAACCCAGCCGAUGGGUUAAAACAACUCAGCUAUUUGGGCUGAAAUAUCCAAGCAUAGGUUAAAUUACAACCCAGUGGAUUGGGUUCGUCCCUUUUUGACCCAAUGCUGGGUUAAAAUAUAAAUAACCCAGCAUUUUUUAGAGUACACUUAUAUUUUAUUGUUUUAUUUCUUGAAUUACUUUGUUAAUCACCAAAAAAUCUGAUUCAUAUUUUAAUUUGGUGAUCCUUGAGUACACUCUAAAAAAUGCUGGGUUAUUUUUAACCCAAUGUUGGGUCAAAACGGUCGAAUUUUUAUAUUUGACCCAACAAUGGGAUAAAACAACCCAGCAUUUUGGGUUGAAACAACCCAGCUUAGUUUCAAAUACAACCCAACGGGCUCCCUUUUUGACCCAACGUUGUGUUGAAUACGGUCAAACCUAGCUGUUUGCUUAAAUUAACCCAGAAAAUUUUAUAUUUGACCCAACAAUGGGUUAAAUAAACAACCAACCCAGCUUAGGUUAAAAUACAACCCAACGGGCUGGGACUCGUCCCUUUUUGACCCAACGUUGGUCGAACAGCUGUUGGCUUAAAUUAACCCAGAUUUUUUUAUAUUUGACCCAACAAUGGGUUAAAACAACCCAAAUACAACCCAAUGUGCUGGGGCUCGUCUCUUUUUAACCCAACGCUGGCUUGAAUUCAUCCCAUGUCUGGUAAAUAUUGGACCGAACACAAAAUGACCCAAUAAUAAUUUUGGGUUAUUAAAAACAACCCAGCAUUUUUAGAGUGUAGCUAUACAGUAAUGAUUUACAUUAUGUGACAUAAUUGUUUAAGUUAAAUUAGAUGUAUAAAGUAUAAAAGCAUGUUGACUUAUCUACGCUUGUUGCUUCAAUUUUUUAAUUUCCAAAAAUCUCUCUUCUUCUUGCUAUAUUUGCUCUUAUGCUUUGUGUCUUCUAGCCGUCCAAGCAAAGGAAGUCCGUCUCACAGCGAGGGUCAACAAUCUUCGUUCGACUCUUAAAGCCAACCCUCCCCUCUUUCACCUCUAUUAAUAUUUCUCUCUCUCUCUCUCUCUCUCUCUCUCUCUCUCUCUCUCUCUCUGACUUGGUGAGUUUGACCACGAGCCUCAGGAUCGCUGCGUAUUUACUGUAGCAGCAGAAACGAUGGCUGAAGUGUGGAAAUACAGAAGGGCUUUGUUGGUUUGUUCAUACCACACUCUAAUCCCUGUAUGAUAUUACCAGUGUCAAUAUUUGUCACUGCAAUGUUUAUGAUACUGAAGAUACUGUGUGGUGUUCGUGUUUACACACUAGACAAUGUCAACAUAAUCUAUAUUAAGCUGUCACUUGAGGUGUAUAAGCCGUAUAUAAACUAACACUAUGUACUGUAUCUGUCUCUUCACCAAUACUACAGGACAGUGGACGCACAGAAGUGAAACCCCUGAUAGUUAAAACUUGUUACGUGAUACUGUGUGUGAAUGUACUCUAUUGGAAAAAAUUUAGUUUUCAAACCAGAAUGUUUGUUUCGUCCAGUGUCUGUUCACUAGAAGCCUUUGUAUUUCCCAAACAAAUAAGAAAUGUUUGAUUGAAAUGCACUGUACAUAAGGAUAUAUAUUACAUGUUUGGUAUGGAGGUGAAAGCGCCAGGAUGUUUACCUGCAAGUUAAAGACUUUUGGGCGGUUUAUUUAUUUAUUUGUUGACCAAAAGGAAGAGUCGAAUAAUAUUAAAAUGAAUCUGUCUGGGGUAAAACAUGUUAUUGAUGAAUAUAUCCGAGCAUCUUUUAAACCCCAACACAAGUUUAAGAGUAAAUAUUGCGGCUGGAAAUUAAUGUGUCGAUGUAUAUUUAUUGUGCAACUCUGGGAUUUGUGCUUUUGUUGCUUUGUGUCAACAUGUACAUUUACUAGGUAUUGUAUUGAAAAUAUAUAAGUAGCCUAUAUGGUUUGUACGUGUGUGUAAAUACAUAUAUGGAGGGGUCUGCGGGCAUUACCAAAUCUCCACUAUAUAUGGAAAGGGUGAAUGUGAAUCUUACUGCUAUCAUCUGUAUCUUAUUGUGGUCUGGUGUCAUAAACUGACCAAUGCGUUGUGAUGAAAUUAAAGUGUCUGUGUGAAAGAUACAA
Misgurnus anguillicaudatus (oriental weatherfish) is the source of this 7007-nucleotide messenger RNA. NCBI's taxonomy places the organism in Eukaryota, Metazoa, Chordata, Actinopteri, Cypriniformes, Cobitidae. The record is from RefSeq and is a predicted model, not a curated record.